Molecule: messenger RNA, 2079 nt
Organism: Rotaria sp. Silwood2
Lineage: Eukaryota; Metazoa; Rotifera; Eurotatoria; Philodinida; Philodinidae
Source: the annotation of a GenBank genome assembly
AUGCAAGACUAUGGAAAAGAACCAUUGGUAACACUUGAGAAGGCACUCGAAAAACUUCGAUCUUCGAUAGAUAACUAUGAGAUAAUUUCGUCGACAGCAAAGAGUCUAAUGCAUUAUCCAAAACAUGGUCUUACUCAUGAUGAAGCAACCGCUAUAUAUCUUUAUACAAUUUGGCUUCUAAAAGAAGAUCAAACUAUCCCUAGCCAACUGAAUAAAAGACUUCGCUCUGGAGAACGAGACCAACUGAACGCAUGGUAUUCUUAUCUUUAUCUCCUUGUGGUUGCUUUAAAUAAAUUACCAUCUAUGAAAGGUGCAAUUUGGCGCUAUGGUAGAGGUGAUAUGACUGAUGAUUAUCAAAAAGAUUGUGUCUGGUUAGGAUUUAGCUCAUGUGUAGGCCCUAAUUCCACCGUUAGGAAUCUUAAUGAAGACUAUGUGUACACUAUUUUCGAAAUAACAUGCAUUAAUGGUAAAGCGAUUUUCAAUUAUUCUGAGUUUCCAGAACAGGAUGAAGUUAUUUUGAUGCCUGGUACACGUUUGCGAGUAACGAGGAAAGAAGAUCUAACGAAUAGGCUUAAAAAAAUUUACUUACAAGAAGAUGAAAAUCAGCCAUUGGCUAAACCUUCGACUUCGUCAUUGUCCAUAGACAGAACAUAUUGGAUAGAACAAGACUUUAAAAUGAUUACAACUCAACCAAACGGUGAAAUUAAAUCAUUAAAACCAUCUAUCACUGAAAAAUCACCGUCCAUGAAAUUCACAACUGAGCCUCAAAUUUCUCAGUUGAGCAUGUCUCCUAUCAACACAAACAGACUCAAUGAUACACGUAAGGAGAUAAUAUUCACAACAUCGAAUGAUCAACUUAUUGAAAAAGAGAAUGAUUAUUCUGUUUCAGAAAAGUCUUGGCUUGAUUGUCAGUAUCAUGAUAAAAACAACCAAUCUAUUAUGACUCCUGAAGAUCUAGAGACAAAAUUAGAAGAUCCUCCUACAAUUAUUGAUCCUACUAUAUUAAAUCAUGUGAAAGGAUCGAUGUUUGGUAUGGCCUUGGGCGAUGCACUGGGAGCUCAUGUUGAAUUUCGACCACGGCAAUACUUGAUAGAACAUCCGGUACAAGAUCUUCAAGAAGGAGGAACUUGGGGUCUCAAAAAAGGACAAUUCACUGACGAUACUUCCAUGGCUCUUUGUCUAGCAAGUUCAUUAAUAUGUCGUCGAGAUUUUGUACCUUAUGAUCAACUAGUCCGGUACAAGUGGUGGUACAGACAUGGCUACAUGUCUUCGACUGGACAAUGCUUCGAUAUUGGUAGUGCCACCAGUCAGUCACUGCGCGAAUUUGAACGUCGUCAACGAUUAUUUGCCAGUGAAUAUCAAAUUCCUCUUGAUCAAUUAGAUUUUCUGGCUGAUGAAAAUCUUAUCAAUAAAUUUCACGUACAUUGUAGUGAAGUCGGAGUAGCUGGUAAUGGAGCAUUAAUGCGAUUAGCUCCUGUUCCUCUCUUCUUCUAUCGGAAUCCUGUAGAAGCAGUUGAGUACUCUGGAAUUAGUGGUGUGAUUACUCAUGGUGACCAGAAGGUGUAUGAUUCUUGUCGCUACUAUGGGGCUUUAAUUGUGGCUGCUCUUCAAGGUGAAACAAAAGAACAGAUUUUGGAUGAUAACUUUUAUUUGAAACAUGAAGCAUGGUUCAGUAAUAAGGCACUCACACACGAAGUUAUGAGUGUUGCAAAAGGAUCGUACAAGAAGCCUAAAGGAUAUAAUGAUGGCAUUCGAGGCAAAGGAUACAUUGUUAGUGCUCUUGAAGCUGCCUUAUGGGCUUUUUGUUACGAUGAAAAUUCUUUUGAAAAAGGAGUUCUUGACGCAAUCAAUCUUGGAGAUGAUACUGACACAACUGCUGCUAUUUAUGGUCAAUUGGCUGGUGUCUACUACGGCUAUGACAAGCUACCCGAUAGAUGGAUUAAACAGGUCUAUGCGCAUAAUUUUAUUACAUGUUUAAGCAAGUGGAUUGUUUAUGAAGGAUUUUUGUGGAAACCAAAGCAUUCUGUGUCGAGUGAACUAGAAUGGACUUCUCAAUCUCAUUCAAAUUUUUCUUCCUAA